GGUCACAGUGCUGCUAUCACCGCCUGUCACCCCCUGUUUGCUAAGGAGGUAUCCGCACAGAAGAGUAGGUACUAUGGAGAGGUAUAGCAAUUAACCUUUACGAGGAAAAGAAACGCCUGGCGAAGCAGUAGCACCCUUAACAUCGCAAACAUGUUUGGCCGGUCACGGAGUUGGGUUGGAGGACAGGGGAAAGCGAAAAACAUCCAUUCCCUGGACCAUUUGAAAUAUAUGUACCACGUCCUGACAAAAAACACCACUGUCACAGACCACAACAGAAACCUGCUGGUCGAGACCAUCCGCUCCAUCACAGAGAUCCUCAUCUGGGGGGACCAGAAUGAUAGCUCUGUGUUUGACUUUUUCCUGGAGAAGAACAUGUUCGCCUUCUUCUUGAACAUCCUCCGUCAGAAGUCCGGUCGUUAUGUGUGUGUCCAACUCCUCCAGACGCUCAACAUACUUUUUGAAAACAUCAGCCAUGAGACCUCCUUGUAUUAUCUUCUGUCAAACAACCAUGUCAACUCCAUCAUCGUUCACAAGUUUGAUUUCUCAGAUGAAGAGAUCAUGGCUUAUUAUAUCUCAUUCCUCAAGACUCUGUCACUCAAACUGAACAACCACACGGUGCACUUCUUCUACAAUGAGCACACUAAUGACUUUGCCCUGUACACCGAAGCAAUUAAGUUUUUCAACCACCCUGAAAGCAUGGUCCGCAUCGCCGUCCGCACCAUCACGCUCAACGUCUACAAAGUGGACAACCAGCACAUGCUGCACUACAUUCGGGAUAAGACAGCGGUUCCCUAUUUCAGUAACUUGGUGUGGUUCAUCGGUAGCCAUGUCAUUGAACUGGACAAGUGUGUGCAGACGGAUGAAGAGCAUAAGAACAGAGGAAAGUUAAGUGACCUGGUAGCAGAGCACCUAGACCAUCUCCACUACUUGAACGAUAUUCUCAUCAUCAACUGUGAAUUCCUUAACGAUGUGUUAACCGACCACCUCCUCAACCGGCUCUUCCUGCCCCUCUAUGUGUACUCGCUGGUCAGUCCUGAGACGUCUGAAGAGCGGAAAAUUAAUCCUCAGGUGUCCCUCUACCUGCUCUCUCAAGUCUUUCUGAUCAUCCACUAUCGGCCACUGGUCAGCGCACUCGCAGAUGUUAUUCUCAAUGGAGACCUGUCCGUCUUCACCUCACAGCCAGAUGUGCACAGCAUGCAGAAAACCACGGCCAGUGCAGGAGGAGUGCGCCGGUUCAUCAAACCUCCAGAGUCUCUGGAGCGCUCUCUGGAGCUGUCCCGCCACCGAGGCCGCAAGAGAACACAGAAAAGGCCAAACUAUAAGAACCUUGGCGAGGAGGAGGAUGAUGAGAGAGCAGGGGGAGGUGGCAGCAGUGGUGGAGGAGGACCAGAGGAGGGCUGGGAUGAUGACGGUGGCAGAGGAGCGGAGAGGGAGAAGGGAAAAGGUACAGAGGGAGGAAGUGUUGGGAGCUCUAAGGGAAGCAGAGCGAGUGGGGAGAUGGCGGAAGAAAUAGAGAUGGUCGUGAUGGAGAAGUGUAAGGUGUCGGAGCUGACGGAGCAGAACAUCACCGACGAGGAGAAGACGGCGGCUGCAACCCGCACGCAAUCACAGAGGAGCAGACCCUUCUUAGACAUGGUGUACAGUGCCCUGGACUGCACCGCCGAUGACUACCACGCCCUGUUCGUCCUCUGCCUGCUGUAUGCCGUCUCACACAGCAGAGGUGUAAACCGUGACCUCCUGGAGCGUCUGCAGCUGCCCGUUCCAGACCAAGAGAGAAGCUCUUACAGUCUGGUGCUUGUAGAGAGACUGAUAAGGGUUAUGAACCAGGCAGCCCAACCAGAUGGGAAAGUCCGUCUUGCCACCCUGGAGCUAACCUGCCUUUUACUAAAGCAGUCCGUGCUGUCUGGAAACCACUGUAUAAUCAAAGAUGUCCAUCUGGCCUGCCUGGAGGGUGCCCGAGAGGAGAGUCUGCAUUUACUGCGAAGAUUCUACAAGGGGGAAGAAAUCUUUCUCGACAUGUUUGAAGAUGAAUACAGAAGCAUGACGAGCAAGCCGCUGAACGUGGAGUAUUUGAUGAUGGAUGCAUCCAUACUGCUCCCACCAACGGGCACCCCUCUGACGGGCAUUGACUUUGUGAAGAGACUGCCAUGUGGGGAUGUGGAGAAAACUCGCAGGGCGAUUCGAGUGUUCUUCAUGCUGAGGUCCUUGUCACUUCACCUUCAGGGAGAGCCUGAGACUCAGCUCCCUCUGACCAGACCUGAGGACCUUAUCAAGAUGGAUGACGUCUUAGACCUCAACAACAGUGACCUAAUUGCCUGCAUGGUGGUCAGCAAAGACGGCGGCCAAUCCCAGAGAUUCCUGGCUGUGGACAUCUACCAGAUGAGUCUGGUGGAACCAGAAACCAAACGUCUUGGAUGGGGCGUCGUCAAGUUCGCUGGCCUUUUGCAAGACAUGCAGGUGUCGGGUGUUGAGGAUGACAGCCGAGCUUUGAACAUUGUUAUUCACAAGCCCAGCUCCAACCCCCAUGCCAAGCCUCUGCCCAUCCUGCAGGCUACCUUCAUCUUUGCUGACCACAUCCGCUGCAUCAUCGCGAAGCAGAGAUUGGCCAAAGGUCGCAUUCAGGCACGACGCAUGAAGAUGCAGAGGAUCGCAGCUCUCCUGGACCUGCCGGUGCAGCCCAGUGCGACAGAGGUGUUGGGUUUCGGUCAGACAGCCAGCGCAUCACCCAGCGGCCUGCCUUUCCGCUUUUACGAGCAGUCCAGGCGGGCCCCCAAUGACCCCACAGCAAACCGAACUGUGUUUGCCUCGGUGGAUAAAGUGCCAGGUUUCGCCGUGGCUCACUGCGUGUCACAGCACAGCCCCUCGCCCCUCCCCUCCCCCUCGCCUCCCUCCAGUGGAAGCGGGAGCACAGGAAGAUGCGACUCGGCCACGGCCAGCACCACAUCGGCACAGAGCCCCACAGAUGACGGUGCGUUUUUGGAGCACACCCCGCCCUCUUCCUCAGGCGGAGAAAGUGAAGCAGGAGGCGGAGAAGUAACUGUAGUUUCCUCUGCCCCAGUGCUGGCUCCCGCUUUGGCGCCAAGCCUCACUCCGGCCGCGCAGCCCACCAUCUCCCUGCUGACCGACGGCAGCGCCGACGCCCUGAGCGUGGAGUCCCUCACGCUGCUGCCCCCGGCCGACCCGCCGCGCCUGCACCCGUGCGCCGCCGCCGCCCUCCCCCUGCACAGGCCGGACGCCAGCAUCGCCGAGGAAGCGGAGGAGGAAGAGCGAGACGGGAACGGAGAGGAAAGAGGAGAGGAGGAAGGGUCGCCGACGGACGGGACCGAGACGGAGGCCACUGUAAAAGAGGAGACAGCGGAGGGGCUCACGCCCACCCACCAGGACGCUCCCGCCGAUGGAGAGGACUCACCAGGGCCUGAUCUGGCAACAGAAGACUCAGAGUUUGGCUCCGAAACACCAGACUCACCUGAGCUGGAUUAG
Messenger RNA from Menidia menidia (Atlantic silverside), 3480 nucleotides. NCBI's taxonomy places the organism in Eukaryota, Metazoa, Chordata, Actinopteri, Atheriniformes, Atherinopsidae. The record is from the annotation of a GenBank genome assembly.